CGCACAGCCAAACCAACAGCUGGCGGUGACGCAAAGUCGUCACAGCACCCCCACCACAGCACCACCUCAACUCCUCCUUGUCCUCCUUUGUUUUGCGAGAGGACACAGUGAAGGAGAGAAGAAUGGGGCGGCCGCUGCUGUGGUCGGCGAUCUACCUCUUCGCUUUCGCCUUUGCCACCGUCAUUGCCUGCAGCGAAACAGCACAAGCGGCAGCCGAUGAGAAGCUGCCUCUGUGUGGGCACGUGGACACGACGCUGGCGCAGCUCGAAACGACCUUGACGCGCCAUGGCGUGCCAUUCACCACGUCCACGCAGCAGCAGCAGCAGCAGCCACGGACAGCAGACAGCAAUGCCACGGCGCGCUCCGUGCACGCAAAUCGUCCAGCAGUCUUAAUUGACCUGUCAUCCAUCCAGGACAUGAUGCGCGCGUUUGGGUGUCCAGCAACCGCAACACGCAACGCCGUGACGCACACCACCGUGACGCACACCACCAAGGAGCACACCACCAAGGAGCAGACAACCCGUAAUCCAACACCGUCGCCCAACGCCACAGCCGAAUCUGAGACCAUAAUCAAUCCACAGCUGGCACAUGCACAGGAACACCAGCAACGCCGCGAGCUCUUGCGGCUGCAGACUCGUAGUCGUGAGCGACGUGCGAGCACACCGUCACAAUCAGGAGCGUGCACACUGGCCAGCAUCCUCAGCGACACGUGUGCCGCUGGUACCGAUAACAUCACCCUGACCAUCACGUUUGAUGGCAGCGAGCAGAUCAACGGCACCAUCGACAACUUCCCGCUGCUCAGGAUCUCCGCCAACAUCGCCACGCUCAUCCUCAGGGGCACGGUGCACGAGCCGCAGCUGCAGUGGGUGCUGGACAACGGCAACUGGGACGCAUGUUUCUUCUUCAUCUUGGAGGGCCUGCAGUUUGACACCUUCCGCCUGAGUACGCUGCAUCGGUUCCUGAGCCUGCGGGGUGUCCGCCUCCAACGCACCGCCAUGCUCCAGGCCGUGGACACGCACAACUUCCCGCAGGCGGGGCAGAUCCGCCGGCUUGACAUCCAUAACACCUCCCUGGCCACCAUCCCAUCCCUCGCCAACUUCACGUCCCUGCAGGUCCUGGACAUGUACGACAACCGCAUUCGACACGUGAGCAAGGAUGCCUUUGCCGGCCUGACGGCCCUCAGCAACCUGUUUAUGGACGGUAACCUCAUAUCCCGCAUCGAUCGCGGUGCAUUUGCGGAAGCAACAGCGCUGACGGAGCUGGUGCUGAGUGACAACGACAUCACGGCCGUCCCCGAAGGCCUGCUGCAUCCCCUCAUGCGGCUCACCGUGCUCAAGCUCCAGCACAAUCCAAUGCGCGAGCUGGACCCGGACGUGUUUGGCAGCCUCACAUCCAUCCGUCUCCUUGUCCUCAGCAGCACCCUCAUCACCAGCCUGCCCACCGGCAUCUUCGCUGCCGCCACCCGCCUCACCGACCUCGACCUUGCACACAACCUGCUCACGUCCCUGCCCGAGACCAUCUUCUCUGGCCUGUCGCUGCUGGACGAGGUGCAGCUGUUCAGCAAUCGCCUGACAUCCCUGCCACCACAGCUGUUCAGGGAGCAGACGGCCCUCACACGCCUCUCGCUCGACCACAACCGAAUCAAGUACCUGCCCCCCUCGCUCUUCGACACGUGCAGCGAGCUCCGCUUCGUUAUCUGCAGCAACAACGGGCUGCAGACCAUCCCGCCCCGCCUGUUCCCCAACAGCCCGCACAUGGUGCGCAUUAACUUCGCCAACAACGCGCUGCGCGCUGUGGACGGCCUCUUUGACGGCUCGGCGCUGUCCGCGCUGGUUGCGCUCGACCUGGAGGGAAACCGGUUGACACAGCUGCACAUUCCCACCCCGCUCCCGUCACUGCGCAGCCUCAUCCUCAGCCGCAACCCGGUACAGCACGUCCCAAACACGAAGAUGGUGCCGGAGCUUGGGGAGCUGCGCAUGCAGGGCCACCACAUCAAGCGCCUGGACCUCACCCCGCUGCUGAGCCUGCAGCGCAUUGGCACGCUGGAUGUGAGCGCCGCUGGUCACGUCCACAGCACUGCCAUGCUGGACGCUGCUGCCGUGAGUGUGUCCCCGGCCCUCCACGCCCUGAGCGCCACCAACGUGGACCUGAGCAGCGUGCUCGGUGUGCUGCAACAGCUGCCGUCGCUUCAGCUGCACGAGCUCGGCGUUGGCUGGCCCGGCGCCGACGAGACCACGCUGCCAGUCUCGCUGCUGUGCCACGUGCUGGCAGACGACGUGGAUGUGCUGCGGCUCCCGCGUGUCAACCACGCAUCCAUUGAGCUGUGCUCCGACAAGCGGUUUGACACCGUUCAGCUGCAGGGCAACGGGCACCUGCGCUCCGUCAACAUCCCCACGACACUCAAGGAGCUCAAUGUGUCCGAUUGCACGCAGCUCACGUCCAUCACGGUGCCGUUUGUCGACAUCCUGGACAUCAGCAACACGCGCGUGCAACUGAAUGCGGCGCUGUGCACGCGCUGGGGACGGCGCAUCCUGUUUGCCCGCAACCUGGACCCGGUGUUUGUUGACUUGCAGUACGCCCUGUCUGCUAUGGGCACGUGCCUGGACAACGUCGACAUCCUCGACCUCUCCGGCAAUGCGUGGCUCGACAGCCCACAGGAGGUGAACCGGGUGGUGAGCAACGACAUUGCGCUGUCGGACCUGCUGUUCAUCACGGCCAACUUCUUCACCAUCCGCUCGCGGCCGACCCCGCCCAUCCUGCAGCUGCAGUCGUCGCCCGUCGACUGCGCCAUUGCUGUCUCCAACCAAGAGCUGCGGCGCCGUACAGACACCGCCAUUGUGUCAAACGAGAUUGUCUACUCCUUCCACUGCACGUGUGCGCGCGGAUACAAGAUGACAUCGGGUGGGCGGUGCGUGGUGGACAACCCAGAUGUUGCGGGCAUCGCUGCUGGUUCUGUCAUUGGCGGCCUUGCCCUUGGCUUGCUCAUGGCGUGGUUGUCACGCCGCUACCGUGGCCUGACCAAGCGCAUCGACCUGCAGGAGCAGCUGCUAGUGGAACGAGAUGAAGAGGUGAUGGCGCUGAAGAAGGCGUGGGAGAUUGAGUACGAUGAGCUGAGACUGGUUGAGCGUGUGGCUGCGGGUGCGUUUGGCGUGGUGUUCAAGGCGGAGUGGGACACAGUCACAGUGGCGGUGAAGGUGUUGCAGCAAGCCGUCAUGGCAUUUGACGAGAGCACGGUGCUUGAGUUUGAGAAGGAGGUGGAGUUUCUGCAGCGGACACGGCACCCGCACGUGGUGCGGUUCUUUGGCGCGGGCACAGAUCCCAACGGCAGCCCGUUCCUGGUGCUGGAGUUUGUUGCUCUGGGGUCACUCAAGGACCUGUUGGGGAAGGACUUGGAGGGGGUGCUGAGGGAGAUGGAACAACAUGCUGGUGAUGACAAUCAUGAUGUGGUUCUCAGAGCCAGCAGGGAUGGUGCUGAUUGGGUGUGGGCGCUGAAGACACGUUUGCUCCGCGACAUUGCCAGUGGCAUGGCCUUUAUCCACAGCCUGGAUCAAGUACACAGAGACCUGAAGAGUGGCAAUGUGCUGGUAAACUCAAAGCUGCGCGCCAAGAUUACCGACUUUGGGUCCAUUCGCCAAUGCCUGACGCGUGGCCGCGGUGGAAGUGUGCAUGCAGGCAACGAAGCACAGCGAGCUGGUCUCCUUUCCAGCUCAGACGAAGCUGGUGAUCUGCAGUACUCGCGCCAGGCCGGGCUGACCACGCAGAUGAACCUGACGAUGACGGCUGGCGUGGGCACGCCGCUGUACAUGGCACCCGAGGCGAUUGUUGGUGACAAGUACAACGCCAAAGCAGACGUGUUCAGCUUUGGCGUGCUGAUGUGGGAGGUGGCGACCCAACGUGUGCCUGACUUGAUUGAGCAGGAGAAAGGCAGUGACUUCAGAGGACCCCUGCUCCCCGCACUCGCAGAGCUGCUGCUUGAAGGCAAACGCCUUCGGUUCGAAGAUCACGAUGGUGUGCCGGAGUGGUUCCAGACGCUCACCAGCAAGUGUGUCCACGAAGAUCCACAGCGACGGCCGACAUUUGCCGAGCUGGAGGCACAUCACCUGAAUGCCUGA
Salpingoeca rosetta is the source of this 4112-nucleotide messenger RNA. RefSeq names its product TKL/DICTY4 protein kinase. The transcript has 4 exons. NCBI's taxonomy places the organism in Eukaryota, Choanoflagellata, Craspedida, Salpingoecidae. Gene Ontology annotation, biological process: protein phosphorylation. The coding region runs from base 123 to 4112 and encodes 1329 amino acids. The record is from RefSeq and is a predicted model, not a curated record. Gene Ontology annotation, molecular function: ATP binding; protein binding; protein kinase activity.